AUGGUAGAACGAGUAAUGUUAAUUAAUGAAAUUUCUUCUAUGUAUUCAUCAUUAAAAUUCUUAUUUAUUUUUAUACUUACAUUUAAAUUCGUAACAAAUACUAAUAUUCGAGCGUCUACUAAUAAAACAACUAAUCAUUCAUGUUAUACAUGUAUAGAACCAUUAGUUGGAUACACUGAUCAUACUGGUUCAUGUAGAUUUUUUAAUACAGCAUCACCAGUGGCUUCAAAUUAUAUAAGUGAAUGUACUAGUGAAAAUGGUUAUACUGGUGAAUAUGAAUGUCGAAAAUUAGUUAUUAGUUUUCGUUCAGUUGAAACAUUUUUACGUCGUGAUUGUGUACCAAAAGGUUUAUGUUCAUGGAAAGAUAAAACAAAAUCAAUGAUAGAUACACCUGCAUCUGAUUGUGUUUAUACUGAUAGUGAAGAAGAAAAACUUGAAUGUAUUUAUUGUUGUGAUACACCAUUAUGUAAUCGAACUACAUCAUAUUAUAUAACAAUUCAAUUUAUAUUUUGGUUAUUAUUUAUUCAUUGGUGGAGAAGAUGCAAUUAUUAA
This is a messenger RNA of Rotaria sp. Silwood1, 552 nucleotides long. The record is from the annotation of a GenBank genome assembly. Lineage: Eukaryota; Metazoa; Rotifera; Eurotatoria; Philodinida; Philodinidae.